Molecule: messenger RNA, 342 nt
Organism: Gaeumannomyces tritici R3-111a-1
Lineage: Eukaryota; Fungi; Ascomycota; Sordariomycetes; Magnaporthales; Magnaporthaceae
Exons: 2
Coding region: 1-342 (113 amino acids)
Source: RefSeq, a predicted model, not a curated record
AUGGUAUUCGGCAGUGGGGGAAGGGCUAUUGCCAGUUCAUGGAUGGCACCCAAGCGGACGCAGGUGGGUGGUGCGUGCUGGUGGCGGCAAUUUCCCAUGCACGAAGACGUUUUAGGAACUCUGCCAACUCUGCCUGUGGGAGUUCUCGCCAGCCACAUCGGGGGCAGGUGGAUAUGGUCGGGGCCGGAGGUCCUGAUGGCGCCGGGUGCUGUGUCCGGGAUGGGGAAGCAGCUCGCCAUACUGUACGAUCCGAUCUUGAUCACAGCAUCCCUUACCCACUGGGCCCACAACGCUCCAACGGGAAGAAGCGGGGCAGAUGUAUGGUCCGUGCUUUUGUGGUGA